Molecule: messenger RNA, 1845 nt
Organism: Saprolegnia diclina VS20
Lineage: Eukaryota; Oomycota; Saprolegniomycetes; Saprolegniales; Saprolegniaceae
Exons: 6
Coding region: 1-1845 (614 amino acids)
Molecular function (GO): protein binding
Source: RefSeq, a predicted model, not a curated record
AUGCUGUCAGCCGCGCGCCGAUGCAUCCUCCCGCGGACGGUCCGCGCGUCCGUGCGCCUCUUGGCGUCGUCGGCCGAGCACGUUGAAGCUGCGUGGAGCGCGAUCCAGCGCGCGCCGAUGCCCGCCCCCGUGAGCGACUACGUCCGCGUGUGGUACGACUCGAUGGCGGCGGGCCGCCCCGCGCUGACACAGGACGUGUGGAUGGCCCUUGAAGAUCGCUUCCCGCACGAGCUCUCACUCGACAUGUUUGAAGCCACUGCCGCGGCGCUCCUCGGCCACGACGACGCCGCCGCCGCUAGCCUCUACGAGACGCAAUGCCGCCAGCGCGCCGACAAGGUCACCGACACCUUUCGCGACAUUGCGGUCCGCGCGUACUGCAACCUCGACCAGGUGGACGACGCCAUCGCGAUCGUCCGUCAGCAGGUACACGCAGACAUGCACCUGCAAGCGCGCGUGCUGUACGCCUGCGCGCGCCUCGAGCGCCACGACGACUGCGAAGAGCUCUUGCGCGCAAUCGACGCGGCGCCGUCGUCAUGGACGGCCAAAGGCUGCGACAACGUCCUGCGUGCGCUAGGCAGCCUCUACCCGAUCGACCGCGUCUUCGACUUCUUCUCGCGCAUGCUGGCGCAAGGUAUUCUGCCGACGCCGACGUCGGUGCGACUGCUCUUGCAAGCGUGCCUCUUCAACCACCACAACGCGCACCUCGAGCGGCUCCUGCACAACAUCCCCAAGCUCCAGCUGCCGUCCGACGCGUCACUUGUCCAGGCGCAAAUUGCGGGGCACGUGCACUUGGGCCAUGCGCUCGAGAACGUGCUGCCUCUGACCGCGACCUUGGCGACCACGCACGCCACCGACGAGAAGACGCUGCCGACGCUCUACGAUGUCUUCUACACGGCCAUGGACCGCGACGACUUGGCCUCGGCGAUCACCGUGCUCCAUCAGCUGUCGCCUUUUCCGGUCCCGUACACGAUGCUCUACGCGGUACUCGACGCGCUCCCGGAGGACGCGACGGCGCUCUGGGCGUCAACGGCGUCGCUCCUCGAGACGACCCUGCAACACCAUAAAGAGGAGGUACCAUCGCACUUGGCCGUGCCCGUGCUCACCGCCGCCCGCCGCGCCAACGACGACGCGCUCGUCUUGCGCCUCUUCCACGCGCUCGCGUCAACUGGCGUGGUCCCCAACAAGACGACGCUGAGCCUCGUCGCGCAGAGCUGCAAAGCGCUGGAUGACGCCGACGACGCGACACGGCAAUCGAUGGUCGACGCCGUCAACGCCGUGACGUCCUCGUCGUCGUGGUCGAGCGACAGCAGCAUUGCCAGCACGCACUUGGUCUCGAUUGCGUCCUUUGGCCGCGCACCGGGCGACACGCUCCUCGCGAUCCUAACGGCCUCGCACGCUUGGGACCCGAUGCUGGUCUCGGCUGCGCUCUCAGCGCUCGGGCAGAUUGAGGACAGUGACCGCAUCCAAGCUGUGUUUGCCAUGGCGGUCGACAAGUCGGCCGUCGACGCCCGCGUCGAGACGCAGUACGUGCGCCUCCUCGUCCGCGUCGGCCGCCAUGCGAGCAUGAAGGCGCUGGCGGACGUGCUCCCGACGGCCGAGAUUCCGGUGCCGCUACUCGACGAAGCACUCGUGCUAAUGAUGCGCUGCAAGCGCUACAAGGUGGUCAUCCGCCUCCUCCCGCAGGUGCGCACGCGGCCCGAGACGUACGUCGCGGUCUUCCACGAAGCGCUGACGUACACGCGCUCCAAGGUGUGGCUCACGCGGCUGUACGAGAUGGCCAGACACCGCGCGCGCCUGCCGGAAGCCGACGUCGCUGCGUACCAUGCACUGCUUGCGCAGGCUUAG